Rotaria sp. Silwood2 is the source of this 2619-nucleotide messenger RNA. The record is from the annotation of a GenBank genome assembly. NCBI's taxonomy places the organism in Eukaryota, Metazoa, Rotifera, Eurotatoria, Philodinida, Philodinidae.
AUGAGAUACAAUACAACUGAUCGUUAUGUUCAUAGUGUAGCUGUAGCAGGUAUUGCUCAAAAUAGUACUAAUGAUGAACAUUUUAUAUUUGUUUUUGCUGCGGAAAAAAUGUCGACAAUGACUCCAUAUGUUUGUAUUGGUCAUAUGAUAAAAUCAACAUGUAUCUCAACAGUUCAAUGUACAGACAUGGGUACAGGAGGAUUUUCUCAAGAAUAUUUUCUUAUUGGUGUCGAUAGUAAUGGCACUUUUGCUUAUGGUUUUACGAAUUCAUUUGCAUUUAAAUUAGAUAUUUAUGCGAAUAGUAUUAUUGUAAACGUUACGAUGGACUCUGUUUGGCCAUCAUCAGGCUUUAUUCCACAUGCCGUGGAUGUAGCUAAUACAUGGGCAGUAAUUGGUGGUUAUGGAUAUUUCGAUGAUGUGAAAAAAAAUUAUGCUGCAGUUGCAUGUAUUAUUAAUCUUGCCGUCCUAAUAAAUGCAUCUUGUACAUCUUUGACUUCUGAAACGACAUAUUUAGUACCAUCAAAUGUUAUCUCAUACAAUGAACUUUAUGAAUUAUCAGUUGCUAUUCGUGGUCAAAGAGUUGUUGUUGGAGUGCAUAGACUUUCAACAUUUGUCAUUCUUAAAAAUCUUGGAUCAUCAUUAAAUGUCACUCAUAUACAUACGUUAUCAUAUGCUGAUGCUUCUUCAUUUGGUCGUGUCGUAGAUUGGGCAGAUGAUAUAACAGUUGCUGUAUUAGUUCUAAAGCCAGAUGAAACAUCUUGGUCAAAAUCACUAGUAUUCUUUUAUGAUGAACAUUCAGUUAAAUUGACUACUCCACUCUUUACUUUUCCUAAUAAUCAACAAAUAUUGGGUACCCGUUUGUCACGUCCAUCUUUUGCUCGAUUUGGUAUUACAAGUGGAGGCAAUAUGGCUAUACUUACAGAAAAUGCUGAUAUUUUAAUUAUUCCUUUUACUCCUGCUGGUUAUACAUCGACAUGGAAUGAGACUACAGAACGUGUAUUCGUAUUUUAUUUUAUACAAAAACUUUGUAUCGGUGGAACAUAUAAAAAUCGUACAAGUGUAGGUCCAUGUCAAAUUUGUCCUUCAGGUACUAGAAACUCUGGCACACUUGAUAAUGGAGUCCUUCAAUGUAUAUCAUGUUCAAAAAAUUCCUCAACUUCAUUUUGUCCACUUGCAUCAUUAGUUGAUAUUGACUUGAGUACAGUACCUUCCUAUAGUCAAACAGUUGCCUAUCCUGAAACAGGUGAUACAACAGAUAUGGAAGAUCUUCUCCUAAAAAAUAUGUUUCAAAUUAGUUCUGAUUCACGUUGUUUAGUUAUUUCUCCUCUUCUUUGGACAUUAAUUGCCGGUGGUGUCAGUCUUUUUAUUUUACUGCUUAUGAUUGUAAUUAAAUUCUUUGGAUGCGAACAAUGUAUAAAAUGUAGAAAAAAAGCUAAAGAUAUUUUUAAACAUACAGAUAUAAUUGGUGAAGGUGAAAUGUGGGCUGGUGGAUUAGCAACAUUAGCUAUUAUUGUUCUUGUUUCGUUUUCUUAUUGGUUUUCAAUAUCAUUUAUACGACGUUAUCCAAUCGAAGACAUCAAUGAACCAGCUACAUUUACUUGUGAUCAAUCAUUGGUUAAUGCACAAUUUUCUAGUGGUCUUGAACUUCUUGAUAUUCCUAAGUCAGAAGAAGCUCAACCAAUAUUUGAUCUUCUCGAUGCACAAAUAUUUUAUUUAACUGUAGAAUUAAUUAAUACUGGAUUUCUAUGUAAUUCUAUUACUACACAAGAAAAUCUUAGUGGUACUAAAUAUGUUUCAUUAACAAAUAAUUGCACACGAUUAAUUUCGGAAGCGACAACAUCAGUAACACUUUCUAUGCCAAAACAUGAGACAACUGUACAAAUUAAUAUGACUGGUCCUUAUUGGAUUGGUGCUAUUCGUUUGUGUAUUCGAGGAAAAGGUCAAUCAAGUGUGAAUAGCACCUUACAAGAACUAGAUUUUUGUCACUUUUAUUCAACAUCUAAUAAAGCUAUUGGUAGAAUAACAUAUAUUCCAAUUGUACUUAUUAAAAACAUCAAUAUGACACAUGCACUCAGUGAAUCAGAUCAAACUAAUUAUUCAGGUUUAUGGAUACCAACUUUCACUAAUGGGUCACUAUCGGAUGAAGAAUACUAUAUUGAAUUUGGAAAUUAUUUACGUUAUAUGUCUUCAUUAACUGUUAUUCAAAUAAUGCUUGAUGAACGUCCAUUUUUUAUUAAAAAUAUUGAAGAACCUAUUGUUCGAACAGCUGAAUUAAUUUUUAAGGUUUUAUUAUUUACUUCUUUAUGUAUUGAACUAUUUGCUUUUAUGUUUCUUAUUAUUAAUCUUUUCAUUUUACCAUUAUUACGAUCGAUUUUUUAUUUAUGGAAAAAAUGUCGUGGUCAAAAUGUUAAAUCAGAUAAUUCAAAUAGGUCUACUAAAUCAUCUUUACGUUCAAAUUCUUCGAACAAAAAAGAUUCUAUCCGGAUGAUGAAAAUUGAUCAAUUGAUGGCUCUCGAAACGAAUCCACGUGUAUUGAAUCGAAGUCACCAGGACAAGCACAACAAAUAUUUAAUAUCGAACAUUGAACCAAAUUCAUCUAAAAUUAAUUAUCGAUUUUAA